GGGGGGUAAGUAAGGAGGUGCCCAUACCAUGGCUCGUACAAAGCAGACUACCCGCAAAUCCCCCGGUGGUAAAGCACCCAAGAAACAACUGGCUACUAAAGCCGCUCGCAAGAGUGCGCCCUCUAGUGGAGGGGUGAAGAAACCUCAUCAUCACAGGCCUGGUACUGUGGCACUCCGUGAAAUCAGACGUUAUCAGAAGUCCACUGAACUUCUGAUUCGCAAACUGCCCUUCCAGCGUCUGGUGCGAGAAAUUGCUCAGGACUUCAAAACAGAUCUGCGCUUCCAGAGUGCAGCUAUUGGUGCUUUGCAGGAGGCAAGUGAGGCCUAUCUGGUUGGCCUUUUUGAAGAUACCAACCUGUGUGCUAUCUAUGCCAAACGUGUAACAAUUAUGCCAAAAGAUAUCCAGCUAGCUCGCCGCAUACAUGGAGAACAUGCUUAA
Molecule: messenger RNA, 439 nt
Organism: Onychomys torridus (southern grasshopper mouse)
Lineage: Eukaryota; Metazoa; Chordata; Mammalia; Rodentia; Cricetidae
Product: histone H3.3A-like
Exons: 1
Coding region: 29-439 (136 amino acids)
Cellular component (GO): nucleosome
Molecular function (GO): DNA binding; structural constituent of chromatin; protein heterodimerization activity
Source: RefSeq, a predicted model, not a curated record